Rhipicephalus sanguineus (brown dog tick) is the source of this 540-nucleotide messenger RNA. RefSeq names its product tigger transposable element-derived protein 6. The record is from RefSeq and is a predicted model, not a curated record. NCBI's taxonomy places the organism in Eukaryota, Metazoa, Arthropoda, Arachnida, Ixodida, Ixodidae. Gene Ontology annotation, molecular function: nucleic acid binding. The transcript has a single exon. Bases 1 to 540 code for a protein of 179 amino acids.
AUGGGGGCUAGGAACAGGAAGAUUCUUUUUCUGCUUGACAAUGCGCCAUGCCAUUCAUUGGAUACGUCGCAUUUGAGAAAUGUGCAAGCUGCAUUUCUGCCCCCCAAAUGCACUAGCCAGCUGCAGCCACUUGAUGUCGGCAUCAUCAAGUACGUGAAACAGAAGUACCGAAAGUUUGUGGUGCAGCAUCGGCUGGUUUGCACGGAGCGCAAGCAGUUAGACAAGAAGCUUUAUAUGCUUGAUGCGAUGCACAACAUUGCUAGUGCAUGGGACACCACCACGUCAGACACCAUUACUAACUCCUUCAGGCAUUGCGGCUUUAACAGAAGUGACUUCUGUUCUACCAGUGAAGCUGCAGUGCCUGUUGAUGAUGAACCGGAGUUUGGCAGCCUGCAGCUGCUGGGAACUUUCACGGACUAUGUUGGUGCUGACGACGGUGUUGCAGUGUGCAGUGCAGUGUCGCUGGACGACAUCACGAAGCUGUGUGUCCUGACUUUGCGGAAACUUCCGACGAGGAAGAGAUGGAUGAGUAGAGGCUAG